Molecule: messenger RNA, 2643 nt
Organism: Miscanthus lutarioriparius
Lineage: Eukaryota; Viridiplantae; Streptophyta; Magnoliopsida; Poales; Poaceae
Source: the annotation of a GenBank genome assembly
AUGUUCUCGCGAUCCUACACCAAUCUGGUCGAUCUCGCCAAUGGCAACCUCUCCGCCCUCGACUACGGAGGCGGCGGCGGCGGUGGAGUUGGAGGCGGAGGCGGAGGCGGGGGCCGCCCGCCGCGGGCGAGGCAGAUGCAGCGGACGAUGACGACGCCCGGGACGCUCGUGGAGCUCGACGAGGACCAAGCGGGCAGCGUCGCCUCCGACGUGCCGUCGUCGUUCGCCAGCGACCGCCUCAUCGUCGUCGCCAACACGCUCCCCGUGCGCGGCGAGCGCGGGCCCGACGGCCGCGGGUGGAGCUUCUCCUGGGAUGAGGACUCGCUCCUCUUCCACCUCCGCGACGGCCUCCCCGAAGACAUGGAGGUCCUCUACGUCGGCUCCCUCCGCGCCGACGUGCCGGCCGUCGAGCAGGACGAGGUCGCGCAGGCGCUCCUCGACAGGUUCCGCUGCGUCCCGGCCUUCCUCCCCAAGGACCUCUGCGACCGAUUCUACAAUGGCUUCUGUAAGCAGACGCUCUGGCCGCUCUUCCACUACAUGCUCCCCUUCUCCCCAGACCACGGCGGACGCUUCGACCGCUCCCAGUGGGAGGCCUACGUCCUCGCCAACAAGCUCUUCUCCCAGCGCGUCAUCGAGGUCCUCAACCCGGAGGACGACUACGUCUGGAUCCACGACUACCACCUCCUAGCCCUCCCGUCCUUCCUGCGCCGCCGAUUCAACCGCCUCCGCAUCGGCUUCUUCCUGCACAGCCCCUUCCCUUCGUCGGAGCUCUACCGUUCCCUCCCCGUCCGUGAUGAGAUCCUUAAAUCGCUGCUCAACUGCGAUCUGAUUGGGUUCCACACCUUCGAUUACGCCCGGCAUUUCCUGUCCUGCUGCAGCCGCAUGCUCGGGAUCGAGUACCAAUCCAAGAGGGGAUACAUUGGGCUCGAUUACUUUGGACGUACGGUGGGAAUAAAGAUCAUGCCUGUUGGGAUUAACAUGGUGCAGCUGCAGUCACUGCUCCAGCAGCCUGAUCUGGAGCGGCAGGUCGCGGAGCUCCGGAACCAAUUCAAUCGGAAGACUGUCUUGCUCGGUGUGGAUGAUAUGGACAUUUUUAAGGGGAUUGAUCUGAAGAUUCUUGCGUUUGAACAGAUGCUGAAGACACAUCCAAAAUGGCAGGGCCGGGCAGUGUUGGUGCAGAUUGCAAACCCAAAAGGCGGCAGCGGGAAAGACCUGGAGGGGCUACAGACUGAGAUUGAAGACAGUUGCAGGAGGAUCAAUGAGCAGUUUGGACGGUCUGGAUAUAGCCCUGUCGUGCUUGUCAAUAGGACACUGUCAAGUGUUGAGAGGAUGGCUUAUUACACCAUUGCAGAGUGUGUCGUUGUCACUGCAGUCAGGGAUGGAAUGAACCUUACACCAUAUGAAUACAUUGUGUGUAGGCAGGGAAUUCCAGGUUUGGAUGGUUCUGUGGAUGAUAGACCGCGGGGGAAAAGUAUGCUAGUUGUGUCAGAAUUCAUUGGCUGCUCACCAUCAUUGAGUGCAGCAAUUCGGGUAAACCCGUGGAACCUUGAGUCAACAGCAGAGGCGAUGAAUGAGUCCAUCGCUUUAUCAGAUAAUGAGAAGCAACUGCGACAUGAGAAGCACUAUCGGUAUGUCAGUUCACAUGAUGUUGCCUAUUGGUCUAAGAGCUAUAUUCAUGAUUUCGAGAGAAGCUGUAGGGACCAUUUUAGGAGAAGAUGCUGGGGUGUUGGACUAGGAUUUGGAUUUAGAGUGGUUGCUCUUGACCGCAAUUUCAAAAAACUUACUGUAGAUUCUAUUGUUGCGGAUUACAAGAAGUCAAAGAGCAGGAUCAUACUACUGGACUACGAUGGAACCCUAGUACCACAAACUACAAUGAACAAGACUCCAAGUGAAACUGUUGUUAACAUGAUGAAUACCCUGUGUGCUGAUAAGAAGAAUGUUGUUUUUAUUGUAAGUGGAAGAGGAAGGGAUAGCCUUGAAAAAUGGUUUUACCCUUGCCCAGAGCUUGGCAUUGCUGCUGAACAUGGCUACUUUAUGAGGUGGACCAGAGACGAACAGUGGCAAUUACAGCAUCAGACAUCAGAUUUUGGAUGGAUGCAUAUGGCUGAGCCGGUAAUGAAACUGUACACAGAGGCAACUGAUGGAUCAUAUAUUGAAACCAAAGAGAGUGCUUUGGUCUGGCAUCACCAAGAUGCUGACCCUGGUUUUGGAUCUGCACAAGCGAAAGAAAUGCUAGAUCAUUUGGAAAGUGUCCUGGCCAAUGAGCCAGUCUCUGUAAAGAGUGGCCAGCAUAUUGUAGAGGUUAAGCCUCAGGCUGUCAGCAAAGGUUUUGUUGCCGAGAAGAUACUUUCAACUCUCGUGGAGAAGGGAAGGCAAGCAGAUUUCGUUCUGUGCAUUGGUGAUGAUAGAUCGGAUGAGGAUAUGUUUGAACAGAUUGCUGAUAGUAUGAGGAAGAGCAUGGUUGAUCCCCAAACCUCGCUGUAUGCCUGCACAGUCGGGCAGAAACCAAGCAAGGCCAUUUACUAUUUGGAUGACGCUAAUGAGGUCUUAAACAUGCUAGAAGCACUUGCUGAUGCAUCGGAGGAGGCUAGUUCUGGUUCACCGGAAGCAACGGAUGGACCAUCUACACUGGAGGAAGCAUGA